Ailuropoda melanoleuca (giant panda) is the source of this 2375-nucleotide messenger RNA. RefSeq names its product guanylate cyclase soluble subunit beta-2. Gene Ontology annotation, biological process: cGMP biosynthetic process; response to oxygen levels. The transcript is spliced from 16 exons. Gene Ontology annotation, molecular function: heme binding; guanylate cyclase activity. The record is from RefSeq and is a predicted model, not a curated record. Lineage: Eukaryota; Metazoa; Chordata; Mammalia; Carnivora; Ursidae. Gene Ontology annotation, cellular component: guanylate cyclase complex, soluble. The coding region runs from base 5 to 2221 and encodes 738 amino acids.
CAACAUGUACGGAUUUAUCAACACCUGUCUGCAAUCUCUUGUGAUAGAGAAAUUUGGUGAAGAGACCUGGGAAAAGCUGAAAGCUUCCACAGAAGUACAAGACGCCUUCAUGACUUACACAGUGUAUGAUGACGUCAUCACCAUGAAGCUCAUCCAAGAGGCCUGCAAAGUUCUGGGUGUGUCCAUGGAAGCCUUUCUGAAACUCUUUGGAGAAUACUUCUUUAAAUUCUGUAAGAUGUCUGGCUAUGACAGGAUGUUACGGACACUGGGGGGAAACCUCACGGAGUUUAUUGAAAACCUGGACGCCCUCCACAGUUACCUCGCACUAUCCUAUCAGGAGAUGAACGCACCAUCGUUCCGUGUGGAGAAAGGAGCAGAUGAGAAAACGCUUCUCCAUUACUACUCUGAUAGGAGCGGUCUGUGCCACAUCGUACCAGGUAUCAUUGAGUCUGUGGCCAAAGACUUCUUUGACACUGAUGUGACCAUGGAUAUCCUCGACAUGAGUAAGGAAGAGGAGAGGACAGGAAAGAAGGAGCAUGUUGUGUUUCUGGUUGUGCAGAAGUCUCACAGACAGAUGAGAAGGGCCAAACCAAACAGGUUACAAGACAAUCAGGACAUCCAGAGAGACCAAGAGGCCCUGGAGGCAGCUUUCCUUAGGAUGAAAGAGAAAUAUUUGAGUGUCUCUGUUUGUCCUGUGAAGAAAUCGCACUGGGAAAUUGUGAGAAGUAUAGUCAUGUUUGGAAAAGGGCAUCUCGUGAACACCUUUGUGCCAGUUUAUCCCGAGCGGCUCUGGAUUGAACAGAAGACGUUCUGCAAUGCUUUUCCUUUUCACAUUGUGUUUGAUGAAUCACUGAGGGUCAAGCAAGCUGGAGUGAAUAUUCAGAAGUAUGUCCCAGGACUCCAAACCCAGAAGAUUCGAUUAGAUGAGUAUUUCUCCAUCAUUCAUCCCCAAGUUACCUUCAACAUUUUCAGCAUCUGCAAAUUUAUCAACAGCCAAUUUGUCCUGAAGGCGCGAAGAGAAAGGAUGCCUGAGGCAUGGAAAAGUCAGCCCGCACUCAAACUUCGAGGCCAGAUGAUCUGGAUGGAGUCCGUGGGCUGCAUGAUAUACAUGUGCUCCCCGAAGCUCCGCAGCCUGCAGGAGCUGGAAGAGCGCAAGAUGCACCUGUCUGACAUCGCCCCCCAUGACACCACCAGGGAUCUCAUCCUCCUGAACCAGCAGCGACUGGCGGAGAUCGAGCUGUCCAACCAGCUGGAGAGGAAGAAGGAGGAGCUGCGGGUCCUCUCCAAGCACUUGGCCAUAGAAAAGAAGAAAACAGAGACCCUGCUUUAUGCCAUGCUGCCCGAGCAUGUGGCCAACCAGCUGAAGGAGGGCAAAAAGGUCGCUGCAGGAGAAUUUGAAACCUGCACAAUUCUUUUCAGCGAUGUGGUGACAUUUACUAACAUCUGUGCUGCCUGCCACCCUAUCCAAAUAGUGAAGAUGCUGAAUUCGAUGUACUCCAAGUUUGACAGAUUGACCAGUGUCCAUGAGGUCUACAAAGUGGAAACAAUAGGAGAUGCUUACAUGGUGGUGGGGGGCGUACCGGUGCCUAUUGGAAGCCAUGCUCAAAGAGUGGCCAACUUUGCCUUGGGGAUGAGAAUUUCUGCAAAAGAAGUCAUGAAUCCUAUUACUGGAGAACCCAUCCAGAUCAGAGUGGGCAUCCACACGGGACCGGUCUUGGCAGGCGUGGUGGGAGACAAGAUGCCACGGUACUGUUUGUUUGGUGACACUGUGAACACAGCCUCUAGGAUGGAAAGUCACGGGCUUCCCGACAAAGUGCACCUCAGCCCCACCGCCUACAGCGCUCUGGAAAAUCAAGGCUUUGAAAUAAUUGAGAGGGGUGAAAUUGAAGUGAAAGGGAAAGGGAAAAUGACCACGUACUUUCUGAUCCGGAACCUGCAUGCCUCAGAGGACGAGAUCAUGGGCAGACCUCAAAGCCUGCCUGAUCGCAAGGGGGCAAGUGCUCAAGGGAACCAAGACCGCAGAGCUGUUGCCAUCAUGCGGUACGAGGACAGUGAGCAGCCGCCCGCGAUGAGUGACAAGGCAGACGCUUCUGAUGAAUUGGCACCUGAAGGGAGUUCAGUGGCAGGACAGGACUCUGUGAGACGCCGGUCUUCAGAUCAGACAGAGACACCUCACUUUCCCAAUGUCGCCCUGCCGUCUGCUUUCUGCGCUCUGCUGUAACACAGGGAAAACGAACCCCCUGGCUUCAUUUUUCCCUUACUCAGUUUUAUGGAGACAAAGAAAAGUAACUUCUUUUCAUUUCUUAGCUCAAAACUUCUUAAGCUGCAUCUCUUCCUCAUAGUCCCUUUGAGAAUAAAAGUCUAGAAAUGAAACA